AUGGCUUCUCCCGCGCACCCCGCGCCCCACCGCCCGCGCCUCCGCUUCCGGCGGCCUCUUCGCGCGCAGCCGCCGCCACCGAGGCUGCCUACUCCCUCUUUCUACUCCCGCCGUCCCUCCGCACCCCAGGUAUCCCAAUUAAGAACCAUCGCGUCAAGACCUUCAAGGAGGCGUCAUGCCGUUCAAAUUGUCACGGCAUUUGAUGAUGAUCCUGGGGAUUUCUCGCUGGCGCAUGAUGAUGGGGACGAGCAGUUUGGUGUUGCUCCAUAUUCAAGUGAGAGUGAAUGGAGUGAUGAUGAUGUUGUUGUAUUGACCGCAUUCACGGAUGUUGAGUUGCCGAUGACAGUCAAGAGCCGGGCUGAGGGCGCACUAACUAUAGCUGCCCAUAGGCUCGCCACAAUUGACAAGGGGCAUAAGAAGAGUAGAACUCAACAAGGGCUGAUGAAUAAUGUUGGACUGGUUGCUUUCUUAGCAAUAUUACUUUUCUUUGUCGACUGGUGUUCUUGGAAGAUUGUUAGACUACCACUGGACUCCUUUUACUUGACACGCCCUUUUUUAAUAUCAGCAGUUUUAUCAGCACUUGCUGGAUUUCUUUUUGCUCCACUCGCUGAUAGCCUGAAGAUCCACCACUUCCGGAGGAGAGGAAAGUCUGUUUCUCCGUCAAGUAGAAAGCCAACCCCAGCAAUGGGAGGAUUAUUCUUUGUUCCUGUUGGUAUUUUUGUUGCAAAAAGCGAGGUUGGUUCCAACUCGAAUGGAAUUAAUGGAGCAGCUAUGAUUACCCUCAUAUUUGCGAUGGUUGGGUUGCUUGACGAUAUUUCGAGUCUUGCGUCAGAUGGCAGUCAUAAAAUACCGCAAUGGAUAAGGUUCUUGGUUCAAAUUGUUGCUGGCAUUUACUUCUCUAUCUGGUUGGGUUCUGCAGAUAUUUCAACACCAUAUAGCAUGAAAUUUCUGGUUCCUCUGCCUCCUCCUUUUGGCCUUGCACUCAUUGGAAAAGUAUAUAUGGUUCUGGCUGCUACAUGUUCACUUUCCAUGGGGCCGGCAGUAACACUGGUUGAUGGUCUUGAUGGUUUGGCUGGUGGUAUUGCUGCGUUAGCACUCAUAGGACUAUCUGUUGCAGCUCUCCCGAUUUGCUCUGAAUUCAGUGUUUUUGGAGCAUCAAUGUCAGGUGCUUGCAUUGGCUUUCUUUUUCACAACAGAUAUAGGGCCUCAGUAGUUAUGAGCCGGGUGUGUCAUUCUGUUGACUACUUCACUUCAAUGGUUGCAAUUCUAAAAGUGCUCAUGCUUCAUUAUGCUGCGUUUGCAUCUGUCUAUUUGUUGAUCGCUACUCUGAAGUCUGGACCAACUAGUUUGUGUCAUCCUCCACAUCUUUGUGGACCGUAA
Messenger RNA from Miscanthus lutarioriparius, 1380 nucleotides. The record is from the annotation of a GenBank genome assembly. Lineage: Eukaryota; Viridiplantae; Streptophyta; Magnoliopsida; Poales; Poaceae.